Messenger RNA from Dujonia railenensis, 279 nucleotides. The record is from the annotation of a GenBank genome assembly. Lineage: Eukaryota; Fungi; Ascomycota; Pichiomycetes; Serinales; Debaryomycetaceae.
AUGUCUGACGGAAAGAAACCAACUGACCUCCAAAAGCAAUUGGGUGAACUCGGUGAUGUUAUCCACAACAAGUUGAAAGAAGAUGGAAAGGACACCUCCCAAGCUGACAAUGCUGUUGAAGGUGUCAAAGGCUUUAUUAACGAUGCAUACGGAAAGGUUGAAAAGUCUGAUGACAAGGAAAAGACUCAAGACGAUAUCGCUCAAAACAUCUUAGGCAAGUUCGAGCAAUACGCUGGCAAGGGGGAAACUAACAAGAGUACUGAAGAGAAGAAAGAUUGA